Molecule: messenger RNA, 2219 nt
Organism: Vicugna pacos (alpaca)
Lineage: Eukaryota; Metazoa; Chordata; Mammalia; Artiodactyla; Camelidae
Source: RefSeq, a predicted model, not a curated record
CUGUCAAAUCCUGGGGAGUCGCGAGCCCCGAGUUUGUUGUUUUCUUUUUUUCCCCUCCCCACAACGUCACAGUCCGAGCUGCAGAGAGAAAGGACAGCGGCAGGAAGGCGAAGCCCCGGCUCCCGCACGCAGUUGGGAAACUCGCGGGUCCUCGAAGUCGCCUCCCCGCCUCGCCGGCCGCCCUUGCAGCCCCGAGCCGAGCAGCAAAGUGAGACAUUGUGCGCCUGCCAGAUCCGCCGGCCGCGGCCCGGGACUGCCUCGGAAACACAGAGGGGUCUUCUCUCGCCCUGCAUAUAAUUAGCCUGCACACAAAGGGAGCAGCUGAAUGGAGGUUGUCACUCUCUGGAAAAGGAUUUCUGACCGAGCGCUUCCAAUGGACAUUCUCCAGCCUCUCUGGAAAGAUUCUCGCUAAUGGAUUUCCUGCUGCUCGGUCUCUGUCUACACUGGCUGCUGAGGACGCCCUCGGGGGUGGUCUUGUGUUUGCUGGGGGCCUGCUUUCAGAUGCUGCCCGCCGCCCCCAGCGGGUGCCCGCAGCUGUGCCGGUGCGAGGGGCGGCUGCUGUACUGCGAGGCGCUCAACCUCACCGAGGCGCCGCACAACCUGUCGGGCCUGCUGGGCCUGUCCCUGCGCCACAACCGCCUCCCGGAGCUGCGCGCCGGCCAGUUCACGGGGUUAAUGCAGCUCACGUGGCUCUAUCUGGACCACAACCACAUCUGCUCGGUGCAGGGGGACGCCUUUCAGAAACUGCGCCGGGUUAAGGAGCUCACCCUGAGUUCCAACCAGAUCACCCAGCUGGCCAACACCACCUUCCGGCCCAUGCCCAACCUGCGCAGCGUGGACCUCUCCUACAACAAGCUGCAGGCGCUGGCGCCCGACCUCUUCCACGGGCUGCGGAAGCUCACCGCGCUGCACAUGCGGGCCAACGCCAUCCAGUUCGUGCCCGUGCGCAUCUUCCAGGACUGCCGCAGCCUCAAGUUUCUCGACAUCGGAUACAAUCAGCUCAAGAGCCUGGCGCGCAACUCCUUCGCCGGCUUGUUCAAGCUCACCGAGCUGCACCUGGAGCACAACGACUUGGUGAAGGUGAACUUCGCGCACUUCCCGCGCCUCGUCUCCCUGCACUCGCUCUGCCUGCGGCGGAACAAGGUGGCCAUCGUGGUCAGCUCGCUGGACUGGGUGUGGAACCUGGAGAAAAUGGACCUGUCGGGCAACGAGAUCGAGUACAUGGAGCCCCACGUGUUCGAGACCGUGCCGCACCUGCAGUCCCUGCAGCUGGACUCCAACCGCCUCACCUACAUCGAGCCCCGCAUCCUCAACUCCUGGAAGUCGCUGGCGAGCAUCACCCUGGCCGGGAACCUGUGGGACUGUGGGCGCAACGUGUGCGCCCUGGCCUCGUGGCUCAGCAACUUCCAGGGGCGCUACGAUGGCAACUUGCAGUGCGCCAGCCCCGAGUACGCGCAGGGCGAGGACGUCCUGGACGGCUCGCCCGAGCCGGCUACCGUGGCGCUCCCCGGCGGCGAGCACGCCGAGAACGCCGUGCAGAUCCACAAGGUGGUCACCGGCACCAUGGCCCUCAUCUUCUCCUUCCUCAUCGUGGUCCUGGUGCUCUACGUCUCCUGGAAGUGUUUCCCAGCCAGCCUCAGGCAGCUCAGACAGUGCUUUGUCACGCAGCGCAGGAAGCAGAAGCAGAAACAGACCAUGCAUCAGAUGGCUGCCAUGUCUGCCCAGGAGUACUACGUUGAUUACAAACCGAACCACAUCGAGGGCGCCCUGGUCAUCAUCAACGAGUACGGCUCGUGCACCUGCCACCAGCAGCCCGCCAGGGAAUGCGAGGUGUGACUGCCCCAGCGGCUCUCAACCCGUGCGCUACCAAAUACGCCUGGGCAGCCGGGGCGGCCGGCGAGCGCCCGGCUGGGUCCCCUGUCUGUGCUCUGCUGUGCUCCUUGACUGAAACUCCAAGGGGAUCUCUCCCAGAGACUUGCCAUUUUAGCUUUAUUGUGUCUUAAAAACAAACAAACAAACAAAAAGAGAUCAAACACAACAGAACCCCACCCCACAACCUUCAGGACAGUCUGUCUUAAAUUUCAUAUGAGAACUCCUUCCUCCCUUUGAAGAUCUGCCCAUAUUCAGGAAUCUGAGAGUGUUAAAAAAAAAAAAGGUACCACUCAUUGAUUUUUUUUUGUAAACUAAAAAUGUUUAAAAUAAAAUAGCAUUUACAGUUU